Molecule: messenger RNA, 1116 nt
Organism: Hermetia illucens (black soldier fly)
Lineage: Eukaryota; Metazoa; Arthropoda; Insecta; Diptera; Stratiomyidae
Product: 1,5-anhydro-D-fructose reductase-like
Exons: 5
Coding region: 82-1095 (337 amino acids)
Cellular component (GO): cytosol
Molecular function (GO): aldose reductase (NADPH) activity
Source: RefSeq, a predicted model, not a curated record
UCAAGCCAAUUGGCUUAGUAUAAAAGCCUCCACUUUCAGAUAAUUUAUUUCAGUUAUUGAAAAGAUACAGUUUUGUGAAAUAUGGCAAGUGCUCCAAAAGUGAAGCUGAAUAAUGGAUUGGAAAUGCCAGCUUUUGGUUUGGGAACGUUAAUGUGCAAGUCAAAUGAAGGUGUAGAAGCAGUUAAAUAUGCAAUUGACAAAGGCUAUCGCCAUUUUGAUACAGCAUACGCUUAUGGAAAUGAAAACGACGUUGGUACCGCCAUAAAGGAGAAAAUUUCGGAAGGAGUUGUUAAGCGUGAGGACAUUUUUGUAACAACGAAAUUAUGGUGUACCUAUCAUGAACCCUCCAGGGUCGAAGAUGCCUGCCGUAAGUCCUUAGAAAACCUAGGACUAGAUUACAUCGAUUUAUAUUUAAUUCAUUUUCCCAUUGGAUUCGUUUAUGUUGAUGACAAGACGCUGAUUCCUUAUAGAGAAGGCACUUCUUCUAUCUUAACCAAGUAUGACGCUGCACUUAUGGUAUUUAUAAAUAAAUUAUUUAUAAGGCUGAAUUAUAGUGAUGUUGACUAUCUGGAUACGUGGAAAGCGAUGGAGUCACUUGUGAAAAAAGGAUUGGUGCGGAGUGUUGGGUUGUCGAAUUUUAAUGCCGAACAAAUAGAACGAGUGCUGAAGAAUUGUGAGAUAAAGCCAGUAACAAAUCAAGUCGAGUGCAGCAUCGAACUAAAUCAAAAGAAGUUAAUUGAAUUUUGUAGACAACGUGACAUAGUCAUCACUUCCUAUUGUCCACUAGGACGGCCAAAUCCCAGCGAAAGGAAACCAUCUUUCUUAUUUGAGAAUCCAACGAAGGCUAUUGCUGAGAAACAUAAGAAAACUCCAGCACAAAUUGCUUUACGUUAUGUGUUUCAACUUGGCACAGUGCCAAUCCCGAAAUCUGUGACCAAGUCAAGAAUUGAUGAGAACAUUGACAUUUUCGAUUUUGAACUUUCUUCCGACGAGAUGAAAGUAUUGGAUAAACUGCACACUGGAAACCGCGCUGGAACCUUUGUCAAAAUUGUUGAUAGUGAUCAUCCCUAUUUUCCAUUUAAAGCUGAGUUUUAAUGUUGUCAUUAUAUUAUUUUU